GCGAUAUACGACAUGCUGGGCGCCUGUUCGAGCAACAGGCCGGCGGACAGUGCGGAGGAGAGGGCGAAGAACAUCUUCGCAAAGAUGGACGAGAACAACGACGGCCAGCUGACGCAGGACGAGUUCCUGAAGGGCUGCCUGCAGGACGAGGAGCUCUCCAAGAUGCUGGCGCCUUAAUCGCGAGGCGUCGCGGUCGCGAAAGACACGACGCCGUCGCGGCGAAAAGCGUCGCCGACAGGCGGGGUUAACCUAACCUAACCGACGAGAAACUGCGCGUUAGAACUUUCCUAUCGUGGGGCGACGGAUUCGAGGGGACUACGGGGACACGCGUUCCGCGUGCUUCUUUCGCAACGGAUCCCUUGGAAGCAACUUCUUCUUCGGCCCCUUUCGUUUCGCGGAGAGACCAAGAUGGCGUCUCGCACGAAAUUGGAUUUGCAAGAAGCCAUCUACUUCGACUCCUUUUCGCGUCACGGAGAGACCAAGAUGACGCUCAGGAGCCCCGCGUGCCGUUCGACCUCCACGAGAUGACGGAUUUAUAUGAAACGAUCUUCUUCGGCCCAGUCCGUGUCACGAGGAAACCAAGAUGGCGUUUGAGAGCCCCACGUGCCGUUCGACUUCCACGAGAUGACGGAUUUAUAUGAAACGAUCUUCUUCGGCCCAGUCCGUGUCACGAGGAGACCAAGAUGGCGUUUGGGAGACCCGUGUGGCGUCCCACGAGAAAUUGGAUUUGCAAGAAGCGAUCUACUUCGGCUUCUUUUCGUGUCACGGAGAGACCAAGAUGGCACUCGGGAGCACCGCGUGCCGUUCGACCUCCACGAGAUGACGGAUUUGUAUGAAACGACCUUCUUCGGCCC
This is a messenger RNA of Orussus abietinus, 854 nucleotides long. Its product is annotated as neuronal calcium sensor 2. The transcript has a single exon. Gene Ontology annotation, molecular function: calcium ion binding. The annotation marks the transcript as partial. The record is from RefSeq and is a predicted model, not a curated record. Lineage: Eukaryota; Metazoa; Arthropoda; Insecta; Hymenoptera; Orussidae.